AUGGAGAGGUUUUACAAAAGGAAGGCGACAGUUGAUUUAUCAUCGCCUUCAAAACGAGGUGGAUCAGGUAGUGGCAGUACAAAUGAACUUGGUGAACUUGCUUCUUCUUUACCUACUGAAGUGAAAAGAUUAAAAGAAAGUGAUGCGGUGAACUUGUUAACUGAUGUUGAAUUGGCAAACCUCCCUUCGGAUCCAGGGCUUCGAAAACCGAUUAUGGAUUAUCAUCCAAAUGUUAGAAACCAAGUUCGAAGGGCAUAUUUGCAGAAUGGGCCGUGCCAGCCUAAAAUUCAUAAAUUUCCUAAUUCACGGAAAGGUAGAAAGUUCAAUCAUUCUUGGUUCAAAGCUCAUGAAUAUUGGCUAGAAUACAACAUAUCAAAAGAUAGAGUAUAUUGUUUAUGUUGUUACUUGUUUAAAUCAAGUGGUGCUAAUAACUUUGCUGAUGAAGGAUUUUGUACUUGGAGUAAGAAAUCAAGACUGCAGGUUCAUGUAGGAGAUAUAAAUAGUGCUCACAACAAAGCUCGGAAAGCCUGUGAAGACUUGUUAGAUGAAAAAGUACAUAUUGACACAGCACUUGUUAAACAAACAGAUGAAACUAGAAGGCAAUAUGGAAUUCGUUUGAGGGCUUCAAUACAAAUUGUCCGAAUACUUCUAAGACAGGGUCUUGCAUUUCGUGGGAAUGACGAAGGUGAUGAUUAUGCAAAUCGGGGUAAUUUUCUUGAGAUUUUAGCAUGGCUUGGUAACAUCAAUGUAGAAGAUUUGCAGCCUUAUAUUAUGGAAAAUGCACCGAAAAAUCUGAAAUUGACCUCUCCUGAUGUUCAAAAAGAUAUUACAAGUGCUUUUUCAUUUGAAAUAAUUGCUGCAAUUAUUCGAGACAUUGGUGAUUCAUUCUUUUCAAUUCUGGUUGAUGAGUCUAAAGAUAUUUCGUCAAAGGAACAAAUGGCUAUCGUUUUACGGUAUGUGAAAGAAGGACGUGUUAUUGAGCGCUUUGUUGGGAUUGAACACGUAGCUACUACCACUGCCCUCUCACUCAAGAAAACAAUCGCUAAUUUCUUUUCGAGGCAUAAUUUAAGUUUUUCCCAGUUGCGAGGACAAGGUUAUGAUGGGGCUAACAACAUGAAAGGUGAGUAUAAUGGUCUUAAGAAGCUUAUUUUGGAUGAAAAUGAGUCUGCAUAUUUUAUUCAUUGCUUUGCUCAUCAAUUACAGUUAGCUGUUGUAAAUGUAGCGAAAAAAGAUCCAGAAAUCAAGGAUUUGUUUUCAUUAGUUACUUGUGUGACUAAUGUUGUUGGAGGAUCACCUAAACGCCUUGAAAUACUUCGAAAAAUAAAAGGUGCUGAAAUUUCUGAAGCUCUUAGCAACAAUGAACUUGAAACUGGGCGAGGAGUAAACCAAGAGUCGAACCUCAAGCAUGCUGCGGAUACAAGGUGGGGUUCGCACCAAAAUACUUUAAUUAGCUUGAUUAAUUUGUAUUCAGCUGUGAUGGGUGUACUUAGAUCAGUUUCAAAAGAUAAAACUUCUGAUAAGAGAUUUGAAGCUAGAGGUAUUUUGGUUCAUAUGAAGUUAUAUAAUUUUGCUUUCGUCUUCAUUUGA
This is a messenger RNA of Papaver somniferum (opium poppy), 1587 nucleotides long. Its product is annotated as zinc finger MYM-type protein 1-like. The transcript has a single exon. The record is from RefSeq and is a predicted model, not a curated record. NCBI's taxonomy places the organism in Eukaryota, Viridiplantae, Streptophyta, Magnoliopsida, Ranunculales, Papaveraceae. The coding region runs from base 1 to 1587 and encodes 528 amino acids.